Molecule: messenger RNA, 978 nt
Organism: Pungitius pungitius (ninespine stickleback)
Lineage: Eukaryota; Metazoa; Chordata; Actinopteri; Perciformes; Gasterosteidae
Product: ependymin-2-like
Exons: 6
Coding region: 91-735 (214 amino acids)
Biological process (GO): cell-matrix adhesion
Cellular component (GO): lysosome; extracellular region
Molecular function (GO): calcium ion binding
Source: RefSeq, a predicted model, not a curated record
CUCCUGGAGCCUUUCUCCCUAUUUAUAAGGACGUGACUCCCCUUUCAAGCACCAGUGUUUGUGGCUGGCUGCAGUGUGGAAUCCUAAAGAAUGCUGCUCUUGGUGGUUUUAACGUGUUUACUGGCAGGCUGCCUUGCUCAGAAGCCUCACCCAUGCUCUAGUCCUUCUCUUCUGAGCGGAAGCCUCACUGUGUCUACACAGAAUGAAAAGCUGUGGACUUAUGCCAGAUACUUGUAUGAUGCACUGGGACAGCGGGUCCGGAUCAUGGAGCUGGGAAGCUACGAGAAUAAGUCAUUCACUUAUGACGCUCUUCUGCUCUACAGAGAGGGUAGCAUGUAUGAGAUUAACAAACAUGACCGCACAUGCAAGAAAAAGCCCCUGAAGACAGACUUCCAGCCUAUGGCAAUCCCAAAAGAUGCGUCUCUGCUGGGCCAAGUUGUUCUUGGCACCUCGUCUGGACCCGGAGAAGGCCUCCUAGUCAACACUUGGACGGGAGAUCUGCCCGGCAAAGCAGGGAAGUUCAUGAGCACAGUCCCUGAAUUCGGUUGUGUCCCUAUAAGCACUGCGUACCACACUGGGGAGUUUGGAUGGGUGGUGACAAGCUUCUUCAACAACGUCCUUGGGAUAUCAGACCCUGAUCGGCUCAACCCUCCGGACUUCUGCCUGGGUGGAAAGAGGAGUGCUGAUGAAGAAGAGCAAACAGACUUCCUCAGCUUGUUCCUUAAGAAGCUCUGAGGGCCUCCUUUAAGUGAUUUGAGAAUGUGUUCUGUGGUAUACGUCUCAUUUACUCUACAAGAACACAUGUAGUUUGAAGCAUCUGAACCAUGUGCUAGAAUCCUUUUUUACUAACAUAUUUCUGAAAACAAAAGAAUCUGUGACCACAUGUAAUUUUCAGUGAUGUGCAUACAGAAAUAAAACACAGAUUAAUUUAUUUCACUGUGUGCAAUGACUACAUAAAAUAAACAGCAUUCAAACAUU